This is a messenger RNA of Chara braunii, 1763 nucleotides long. Lineage: Eukaryota; Viridiplantae; Streptophyta; Charophyceae; Charales; Characeae. The record is from the annotation of a GenBank genome assembly.
UCUGUCGCUUGCAAAAACCAGGGCGGAUACCCUUGUACCGACAGCAGUGGAAGGGCCAAUACAAGCCACGUUGCACGUUGUGCAGCAGUGUUUUCCCCGGUGCGCGGACAAAGGCGAUUGACCACUUCACUUGCCCGUCUGCACAUUGCAGAUUCCGUACGGGAGAGAUCCUGUACAAGUUGAUGAGGGACGGGGUCACCAUCACUGACCCUGUAGGGAGGGCAAUGGCAGCCAGGCAUCUCGAGGUCCACGAGGAGGAGUUGGAGAUGGAGGACCUGCAGAGGGCCGAGGAGGCAGCUGCCACAACGACAGGUAUGCCGAUGCAUGACGACCGAGUUCGUGGCCGUGGACGGCAGUCAGCUGCCCAAGGGUCGCAGACUGUUAGGAUGGAUGAGGGAGCGGUCGAUGGUGGGUCAAUGGACGACGAGCUGUCUAUCCUUAGAGAGAGGGUCCGCGUCCUUGAGGCGGAGCAGGGGUCGACUAAGGUGCAGAACACCGCACGACAGCCUUCAAGGCGAAAAACCGACUUGUCAUGGCUCAGGACAGAGGGCACACGUGCACCGUCAGGUGUUGUUGUGCCCCGCGAUCGUCGCACGCUGCAGACGAGGUUGGAUAGUUGGGCAAAGGGAGACCUGCAACAGCAGUAUGAGAGGUUGUGGGUCAGGGCCUUGUACAGGGCUGGGGUGCCAUUCAUAUUCAUACAGCUCGAGACUACGCAAGAGCUGCAUGACUUCAUGGUAUCAUUGAUGAGGGUCACGAUUGGGCCUACUUUGGUCCUCCCCUCAUACACUGACAUGCGCACCCGCCUCCUCGACGAGAUUUAUCAUGAGAUAGCAGAGAGGGUCGCUCCGAAGAAGGCAAAGUGGAAGUUGACAGGGUGCACGAUGAUGACGGACGGGGCAACGACAAGGUUGUACAAGCCUAUCGUCAACUUCAUCGCAGCAAGCGAGGACGGACCCGUGUUGAUCAGUACCGUUGACAUGUCGGAGAGGGACAAGACUGGAGUGGCACUGGCAGAGUUGUGGGAGGAGGUCAUCCGCGAUAUUAACAUUAAGCAUGUGAAUGCUUAUUGCACUGACAACGCUUAUGCAAACAAGGUGGCUGCACAGCAGUUGCAAGACCAUCCGUACGGUAGAUACACGCCAGGUCCUAGACAUGUAGCAGUUGAGGAGGAGGAGGAGGAAGAAGAGAAGAACUACAAGACGAUGAGGAGGAGGAACAGGAGGACGAGGAGGAAGAGGAGGGGGAGGAGGAGGAGGAGGAGGAUGAAAAAGAAGAAGAUGAGGAGGUGGGGGACGAAGAGGGGGAGGAAAGAGGAGGAGGAGGAGGAGGAGAAGGAGGAUGAAAAAAAAGAUGAGGAGGUGGAGGACGAAGAGGAGGAAGAGGAGGAGGAAGAGGAGGAGGAGGAGGAGGAGGAGGAGGAGGAGGAGGACUUACCUCGUUGCAGCAGCAGGGGCACUCUCCCGGUGAAGGCUCCAGCGGCGGUGGCGAUGGCUCCAACAGCGCAACAGCGGGGCGGUGGGGAAAUGGGGCAGUAUGUCGUCAACGCCGACAGCCCCAGCACACAGGCGGCCGGCGGGGACGAGCACCAGGAACCACGGCGACGGAGAGCGCUGCACCGGCCUGCUGCUGGCCCGAUCUGGGCCGAAUUCGAAUUCAAAAAAUGGCCUGAUCUGGGACGUCGAUGUUAGUCGAUCGCCAACCCAGAUCGGGCCAUCAAUAUUUCAAAUCCGGUAGGGCCCUUACCGGAUCCGCCUCCAAGG